UGGGUUGCUGUUUGCUGCAACCACACGCUGAACGCUGGUCGCCAGGGAGCUACUUGCCCCCGGCGAGGUGGGCUGCGCGCGGAGCUGGGACCGCCGCAGCUGCUGGUAUCCCGGGGCCUGGGCAUCCUGUUCUGCAGAUUAGAACCGUGGAUGCAAUCUGUGCCCCCACCGGAGGCCCCGACCAAGUGGGAAAAAAGCGGGGGGAAGGGUCGCCGGAGGUUGUAUCCGCCGCCAUCAGGCCAAGAUGUCCAGCCUUAUAGGAGUGGCCUUUGCAUGCGACUUUACUUUUUGAAGUCUAAGAUUUGUGAUCUGCGAAAUGAAUUUAAUCAGAGAGACUUCAGGGGGCCGUGGAGAUGAGUAGAUGACACCAUGUUUGCAAAAGUCUUUGCACGAGAGAGCCCUGCAGACCGGGCCUGGUGGACAGAGCACACCUGCCGUCACCCCAGACCACGGGCACCGUGAGGAGCUGGCCAUCAGUGGAAUGCAGACCCUCCACCUUCAGCACCACCACUCCAGCAGCCACAGGGUGAAGGCCAGGGCGUCCUACGUGGAUGAGACCCUGUUUGGCAGCCCGGCAGGCACCCGCCCUACCCUGCCAGACUUUGACCCACCCUGGGUGCAGAAUUCUAACAGAACCAGAGGAGUGGGCAGGGGAACAUCGAAGGCCUCUCUGGCCAAGGGAGACUGCUGUAAGAACACCCUCUCCAGGGGCAGCACCCCAACCCUCACGCCAAGGAAGAAGAACAAAUACAGAUUGAUCAGCCACACCCCAUCUUACUGUGACGAGUCGCUGUUUGGCUUCCGGCAGGAGAGAGCCAACGGGGAAGUGUCUCAGAUGGCCACAGGAGAUGCUGCCAGGCUCCAAGCGCUUUUCUGGACACCACCGGCCACCCCCAAGGGUGGCCACUCACCCCGCCUCAGAGAGACCCCAAUGCGAGCAGUUCACCCAACUGAGCCCUCCCAGACAGAGACCAGGGUGACAGCAAGCUCUGGAAAGUUGUCUGAAAAUGGGUUAGAUGCUGUACACCCUCCGAGGCGAGAGCGGUCCACCUCACUCACCCACCUUAAUAUCCCUAGCAAGAGUCAUUAUCCAGCCACCUGUGCCCACCACACCAGUGGGCCUCAGCAUCCCAGGCCUUCCACAUCAGGGAUGACCUUCCAGAGCCGGGUCACUCCCCGGGCUCGCUCAGGCAGUAUAUCAGUGCCAUCUGUCACCCAGCAAGGGGGAGUGCCUCCCAAACCAAAGCCCCCUUGGAAGUGAGAUUCUCAUCCAGUUAGCCUUGGCUCACAAGGUAUAGCCCUGCUCGGGUGCUCUCAGGAGACCAGCAUCUGUGGGGCUCCUAGGCACUCAGGAAGCCCCUCUGGUGCUCCAUGGCAGGGUGGGCAGUACCUCUUUGUCCCCAUGAGCUCUGAAUGUCCUGUGACUCCUCCCUGCAGGGGAUUUGGGCUCCCUGAAAUAUCUCUGUGGCCCUGUCUCUAUCACACUGCAUCAGUGCCAACUCCUGCCCCCCCGACUCAUGUGCCCAACACAAAUUGCCCACUGGAAGUGUGCCCCUACCCACACCAGCCUCCCCAGUCAGGAUUUGGUUUCCACCCAAGUUUGGAGGGCUCAGAGCAAUCUUCUGGACUGAAGGUGACCACAAAGGACAGGAAGGUACCCAGGUGGUUCAUGGGCAAACAUUUGUCGUCAUGAUAUCAGACUAUUUGUUGCUAUGUAUUAAAUGACAGCUCAUCCAAGGCGUGUGCAUGACUGACUUCCCUUAGGUAAAGGCCAGUGUUAAGCAUGAGUUGAUUUAAAUCACAAAGUUAAUAGGCCAACAGGUGGUUUAAGGAUGUGGCCGAAAUGACAAUGGUGAAUGCACUACUGAACUCUGAGGACAUCAGCCUCAAAUAACAGUGGUCACUGUUCAACUAGCCCCACCCAGUAGCAGUGAGCUGGUUUUCCUAGCUUUGAAAAUGCAGUUAUAUUGGUGUGUUAGCAAUGGUUAGGCCCAGCAGCGGAGGCAGCCAGUCUACAAAUGCUAGACCAGAGCCUGGGCUGCUGUUGUUGGACCCUUGGUCAGGUAUACAGGACUGCAACUGGAAUCCCAGAGCCUGCUUUGGGCAAGGGGACUGGGCUUUGUGCCUCUCCUUGCCCACCGUCCUCUCCUAGGCAUCCCAGGAAGUACAGAAGGGAAAGCUCACCGUUGCUUUGAGGCCUCAGUCCUGGAAGGGGAGGAUAAACCCUCUGGGGGAUGAUGUUCUGGCAAGGGCACACAUGUAAGGUCAGACAGCCAUGAGGGAAGCAGGCUAGCUAUACUCAGCACAGACACUUUGUACAUAUGGGAUAUUCAAACAUCUACAACUUCAUGAAUUAAUUCCUUUCCCCAGUUUUUCUCAGAACCUCUCAUAUAUGUGUGUCACCCUUUCCCCAGUUUGGGUCAGAAAUGCAGAAACACUUCUUUCUCCUCCCAGUGUGAUGCUGUGGGGUAGCUGAUGCCAGCCCAUGGUUCUGGAAGACAAUAGGAAAGUGAACAGGGAAACCUGUAAUGUACCAUUUAUAGGCUGCAGAGAGGGGCCGGCUGGUUGUGGUGGAACAUCCUUGUAAGCCCAGCGUUGGAGAGGCAGAAGGAUUGCCUUCAGUUGGAGGCCAGCUUGGGCUACAUAGGGAUACUCAGUCUCAAAAAUUAGUCAAACGGGCUGGAAAGAUUGUUUAGUGGUUAAGGUGCUUGCCUGCAAAGCCCAAGGACCCAGGUUUGAUUCCCCAGUGCCUAUGUAAGCCAGAUGCACAUCAUGGGGCAUGUAUCGAGUUGUUUUGCAGUGAUUAAAGAUCCUAGCACUCCCA
This is a messenger RNA of Jaculus jaculus (lesser Egyptian jerboa), 2824 nucleotides long. It is a transcript of the gene Rita1, whose product is annotated as RBPJ interacting and tubulin associated 1. Lineage: Eukaryota; Metazoa; Chordata; Mammalia; Rodentia; Dipodidae. Gene Ontology annotation, biological process: Notch signaling pathway; negative regulation of Notch signaling pathway; nuclear export. The transcript is spliced from 4 exons. The coding region runs from base 362 to 1261 and encodes 299 amino acids. The record is from RefSeq and is a predicted model, not a curated record. Gene Ontology annotation, molecular function: tubulin binding. Gene Ontology annotation, cellular component: nucleus; cytoplasm.